Molecule: messenger RNA, 3336 nt
Organism: Spirometra erinaceieuropaei
Lineage: Eukaryota; Metazoa; Platyhelminthes; Cestoda; Diphyllobothriidea; Diphyllobothriidae
Source: the annotation of a GenBank genome assembly
AUGAUCAAUCAUAUAGACGAACAUAUCUCGAACAUCGUGACGCUAAUUGACCAGAUCAACUACGAUUUGCGCACUCUUACUGCCUGGAACCGCGAUCUUAGAGCCAGUUUCGUACUGGCAAAAAAUGAGCCAACUUCACCAUAUUUGUCAAAGUAAGUUUGUCUUUAAAGUGCUGCUGCAGUUCACUUGAAGCCGUAAGCGAUUGUGAGGUGGUUCCAGUUUUCUAUAGUUAAUGAAACAUAAGACUUGACAACUGGCGGAGCAGCAAACAUUAGUAACGAGAGGUCCGUAAUAUGCCACAGUUUCCAAAAAGUAAUUAAAACAAACAGCAUAAACGAAAUAUAAGGUUACAGUUUACAAAACCGGUUACAGAAUAUUUGUAUCCCUUAAUAAUGUGUCAAAAUCCUCUUAGCACAAUCAGUCACCGAUAGCCUGAUAUGAUUAUGGACCAUACUUUUAAAUAAGUCUUCAUUCAGAUGACGGCUACAAUAUUAGUUUUCUCUUUUGCCCAGAAAUCUGAAUUUUGUUUUUGCUAAAACAAGCAGUCUUACAAUUAAAGUUUAUUAGUGUGUACGCCAUGAAUAGAAUUGACUGUAUGUGCAACGUCUACAAAUAAAGCGUUUGAAUAAGCCUUAAAAGAGUUGCGUAAUUUCGUUUGCCUUUACAGCUGAUCGCGCGUAUCAAACGUGAAAGCAUAUUUCUUAUUUUAUAAGUAUCGUUUUCAAUUAAGACGAGAAGUACAUUUAAAAUUAACUCCGCAUGCAAUAGAACAUGAGACGAGUAAUUUUCAAACUGUUGUGCCAACCCAAAAUCUUAGUGAUUGCAAUCCGAUGCGUAAUCAUAUAAAGUCUCUCGUUCCAGCCUCUUUUGAUUUUGCAUAAAGACAUUCUUGGUUUUAUAGACCUCUAAUUGAUCAUCUUCUGCAUGGAAAAACUUUUGAAAGGUCUGAGUGACACCUUCCAGAAGGAAAGUUAUUACCAUGAGUACAUUCUUAUUCUCCAUCUGCGCAACGUUUUUGAAUCUCAGAUGGAUUUAUUUGUCUAAGUUUUUUAGUUUGUUAAGGCAAUGCCCUCUUAUUAUAUACAUCUAUAUAUACAUAUACCAUAGAUGCCAAAUUAAUGAGAUCACUAAUAAAGGAUGUCGGUGAUAAACCAUAAAUUGGAAACACUCAGAAAACAGCAAAUAGUAUACAGCAUAUUACGUUAAUGAAACAUUCUGUUGAGUUGAAUGAAGGGUCAAAAUAUGCGUACGGUAAACCUCUUCUAAAAUUCGUGAAAAGGUCGUUUUAUUUUUUUGAGUUCCAAGAUAUCUGCUUAUUAAGGCGCUUUUUAAAUACAAAUUAAUCGUGCAAGAUCCCCUAUUAGACUUGAUCUUACCGGAAAGUCUGGGAGAAAGGUUUACUUACGGGGUUAGGAGGUGGGCUAGUGUUAGGAGAGUUGGGGCUCGAGUUAAGUGCAGGGGGGUCAGUCCUGGGGUAAAAGUUAUGGUUAUGGUUUUGUAAUUUAGGAUUUGGGUGAAGGCUUGGGUGCUUAAGAUUGGAUUUGGGGGCAGGGUUCAGGUUAGGCCACUGUAGUAGGUUUCGCCUAGAAUCUACCACGAGACCGUUGGUAGUACCCGAGAGCCCACAUUCCGAUGUCCGACCGGCAAAAUAGCAGUUUCCGUUAGGAUAUUUCAACUCCCAGAUCCCACCCCUAUUUAAAGUAGAGUUAUAUGUGAUUUAAUUAAAUUAUGUUUCAUAUCGUCAGUUGCUUGUCAAUACAGGGUUUUUGCCUAAUAUUUUUGAAAAUUACGCGGGUGCAUUAUAUUUGGGGAAAUCCUUUUUUUAUAUCGUUUUAUUCUAUCUAAAUUGGCAUGUUAACGAUCAUUGCCGAAAUGAGGUAAAACAUUAAGUUCAAGCUUCCAUUUAACACCGAGUGUCGACCUCUAUCCAGCAUAAAUAUUCUUGCUUCUGUAGCUGCAACGUUUAAUUUUGCAGUGAGUGGUAGUCUUGAAACACUGAUGGCAGAUUUUGAUAGCUAUAAUAAUUUCUCAAUCGAUUGUCAUUUGCAGUUACGGUAGGCCAUCGUGAUUAAUUUAGGAUUGGUUUAGGUUUUUGCGAAAUUCCCUUUAAAUAGUAUGUUAGCUUGCAUGUAUUUUAUCCUAAUUUUGUUGGCUGAAAGAAAGUACAGAGCUUUCACCAUCCAAAUUUCCGAUUUGCUGGCGUUUGCUAUCUCAGUUGCACUUCCCACUCGUUUUGAACCUCAACUUUAGAGUUGCUUUUGACAAUUUACUAGAAGAAUACGUCGUCAUCACUAUUAUUUUAAAGCUUCUUUGCAAUCCUCUCAGACGCGAAAGCUUUUUAUGUCUUACAUAUCCUUAAGUCUAAUCCCAUACUGGUCCGAACAGUUGUAAUAAGUCGAGAAGUCCAGAGAAAAGGAAUUCCACUCUCAGGUCGGCCAACUACAUCAACUUGUAAACAAUCCUCAAGUAACUGUCAAAUUUUAGGUGAUUUAGACUUAAACCAUCACCACCUAUAUCUGAUAGCAAUGCAAAAAGCACAUUAAAUUAUAUCGGUGAUCUCUGCCCUAUUAAUAUGAGUAUGUCCAGUGUGACUGUGCUUACGUCCAUCGAUGUUCUGAUACAAACAAAAUGACCAUUAGCAAUUAUUAUCAUUUUUAGCAACAGUGACAUUUAUUGCCUGAGGUCCUGCUUGAUUUGAACUUUCAAAUAUAUAAGCGUUGACUAAAAUGAUAGCGUGCUUUAAAAAUAACAUGCAAGCCAAAUUAAAUGUCAUUAAAUAUAAUUAAAUUUCCUCCAAAAUGAUCUUCGCAUGUCAACUGAACUUUGUAUCAAUUACUCGACUUGAAUUCCAGCACUUAAUUUUAUUGUCGCGCCUAUCGUUUUAUUUGCGGACGAUAAUUAUUUAUGGUGGCCAUUGUAUCUAAAACAUCCGUGUCUGAGGGACUCUCACAAGUAACAACUGAAAAAACGAAUAGAUAAUACCUCGUCAUAUGUUUGUUACAAUUAGCUGGGUUUUAGCUCAAUGAUGUCUCAUGAUACGCAUCCAAAAAUAUUGCUUGAUUAAAGUUUGAGCCUUCUUUUGUCGUUAAACGGCUCUUAAUUUUGAAUCAAGCAACAUAUUCUAGAGAGGUGAAAAACAAAUAAGUGCUCUCUGGGAACUUUUCAAGUGGACUCGGGAUAUACUAUAAUCAUGUCGUUUAGUUCAUGGAAAAUGGUAGUUUAUGGCGUUUUUCCUAUUUCAGGUUAGUUACGGCAACAUUUAAUUUUGUUUCGCAGAGGAGAUUCCGUCUAAAUCAACGGAAGGCCGAUCCCAUAAUGUAUGAUGGAGGCAAGUGA